This is a messenger RNA of Periophthalmus magnuspinnatus, 7717 nucleotides long. RefSeq names its product polymerase (DNA directed), theta (gene polq). The transcript is spliced from 33 exons. Lineage: Eukaryota; Metazoa; Chordata; Actinopteri; Gobiiformes; Gobiidae. The coding region runs from base 62 to 7597 and encodes 2511 amino acids. Gene Ontology annotation, molecular function: ATP binding; DNA-directed DNA polymerase activity; DNA binding. Gene Ontology annotation, biological process: DNA-templated DNA replication; double-strand break repair via alternative nonhomologous end joining. The record is from RefSeq and is a predicted model, not a curated record.
AAGAGACAACUGCACUCUAGCAGGCAAUAGUGACAAACCAGGCAUAAGCAGGGAUAGCACCAUGGGGGGAGGAACUCGACCUCAGUUUGGAGAAUCCACCUUAGCUCUUGAUGAAGAGCUAUUGCAGGUGCUUGAUGCUGCUGAUGCAAUGAAACCUUCAACUGCUGUGCACACUGACAAUGUAGUUUCUAUUAUACCAUUGAGAGGCCAUUCAACAAUUUCAAAGAAUCAAAAUAUGGGUUUAAGAAGUAAUACCAUUAGCAAGAUGUGUGCUGCUCAACCAGAUACACAUGUAUCCACAAAAGGUGCCAACAUCUCAAGGAGUGUGUGCAGUAAUGCUGUUAAUCGCCAGAAGCCUGACUGGAGAGAUGACUGCAAAGACCUUGCCCAGCGUCUGCUUUUUAAUGAAGAUGGAGAGGAAUCUCCCCAGUCUACCUCAAGUUGCACUGUGGCAGAUAAAGAACAACCUGUGCAAACACUAGAUAUUAAUACUAUUACACAGAAUAAAUCUCCCAGAAGACAUCACUUACCUCAGAGUGCAGAUAAAGGCAAAAACGGAGAACACCUGAAUGCUUUCAGCAACUACAUAUUGUUUAGUCCUACACAAUUGGCGGAGGCUAGAAAACGGGCCAAACAGCAGCAGUCAUUACAGAAUCAGUCUGCAUCAGUGCUGACAGUUCCCACUGGAUUAGAUGCCACCACUCUUAAUAACACUUCAAUCCAACCAGGCACUGUUAUGUGUGCCCCUGAAGAGCAGGCCGAGAAGCUGUUUUUGUCCAGUUGGGGUUUACCUAAACCUGUUUUGGAUCGUUACCACAAACUUGGAGUCACUCACAUGUUUGAAUGGCAGGCUCAGUGUCUAGCAGUUGGCCGUGUUCUGCAUGGAGGAAACCUAGUUUACUCUGCUCCUACUAGUGCUGGAAAAACACUAGUGUCAGAACUACUCAUGUUAAAGCGAGUACUUGAGACAAAAAGAAAAGCCCUUUUUAUUUUGCCAUUUGUCUCUGUGGCCAAAGAAAAGAUGCAUUACCUUCAGAAUGUGUUUGAAGAAGCGGGUGUUCGUGUAGAGGGAUACAUGGGCAGCACGUCUGCUGCAGGCGGGUUUUCGUCUUUGGAUGUUGCUGUUUGUACAAUAGAAAAGGCGAAUUCUCUCAUCAACAGACUUAUUGAAGAAAAUAAUAUGGGGUUAUUGGGUAUGGUGGUGGUUGAUGAGUUGCACAUGGUUGGUGAUUCUGGAAGAGGGUAUCUGCUAGAACUUCUCUUAACAAAAAUCCAAUACCUUUCAUUGAAACAAAACAUAACAGGGUCACAUUCUGGGAGUGUACAGAUUGUUGGUAUGAGUGCUACUUUACCGAACCUAUCCCUUUUGGCCAAAUGGCUUGGAGCUGAUCUUUAUCAAACUGACUAUCGGCCUGUGCCACUAGAGGAACAUCUAAAGAUUGGAAGCAAUAUUUACAACAAGAGUCUUUCUGUGAUUCGACAGUUUACACCUGCACUGAGUAUUAAAGGCGAUGAUGACCAUAUUGUAAGCCUCUGUUACGAGACUGUGAGUGAGGGCCAUUCUGUGCUGCUUUUCUGCCCUUCAAAGAAUUGGUGCGAGAAACUUGCAGAUGGCAUUGCGAGGGAAUUUUAUAAUCUUCAACAUAAAAAAACUCAUUGUGAAAGAGAUUCUCAGCCUGUGACCCUGAAUCUAGAGGGCCUGGAGGAAGUAGUUGCACAGCUAAAACGAACUCCCGCUGGCUUGGACCCUAUACUCCAGCGCACUGUCCCUUGGGGAGUUGGCUUCCACCAUGCGGGUCUCACAUUUGAUGAGCGAGAUGUUUUAGAAGGAGCAUUUCGUCAAAGUAUAGUGAGGGUCCUGUGUGCUACUUCUACACUCUCUUCAGGGGUAAAUCUGCCUGCCAGAAGAGUCAUCAUUCGGACCCCUACGUUCAAUGGACGCAUAUUGGACCCUCUCACAUAUAAGCAGAUGGCAGGGCGAGCUGGGAGGAAAGGGGUGGACACUACAGGCGAGAGUGUAUUGGUAUGUAAAGAAGCAGAGCGACAGAAAGGCAUAACACUUCUCAGAGGUGAUCUUCAACCAAUCCGCAGCUGCCUAGUCAAGAGGGAGGGAGAGGGCGUCACCACCAGUAUGCUGCGGGCCAUCCUCGAGAUAGUUGUUGGAGGUGUUGCCAGUAAACCACAGGAUGUCCGCUUGUAUGCCUCAUGUUCGCUUCUGGCUGCUAGCUUGAAAUGUGAGGGGAGACCGACAAAUGAAGAGACCAAUACGGGGGCAAUUGAGGCCUGCGUUGAAUGGCUCAUGGACAAUGAAUUCAUAAGUAUCCAAAAAGAAGAAGAGGAGCGGUACUGUCCGACUCAACUUGGUGCUGCCACCCUAUCUUCAUCUCUCUCACCUCCAGAGGCUUUGAAAAUAUUUGCAGAUCUCCAACGGGCUAUGAAAGGCUUUGUUCUGGAAAACGACUUGCAUAUUUUGUAUUUGAUUACUCCGCUGUAUGCAGAAUGGACUACCAUAGACUGGUAUCAGUUUUUCUGUUUGUGGGAACAACUGUCUUCUUCAAUGAAAAGAGUUGCUGAGUUAGUUGGCAUCCAGGAAGGCUUUCUUGCACGAUCUGUCAGCGGAAAGCUCGUUGCCAAGACAGAGAAGCAGCACAGGCAGAUGGCUAUACAUAAACGGUUUUUCACCACUCUUGUACUUCAUGAUCUUGUGAAUGAGGUUCCUCUGGGAACAGUGGCAUCUAAAUACAAUUGCAAUCGUGGACAGUUACAGUCUCUACAACAGUCUGCUUCUACAUACGCAGGUAUGGUGACAGUUUUCUGCAAGCGUUUGGGUUGGUACAAUUUGGAGUUGCUGCUGUCCCAGUACCAGACCAGACUGAGCUUUGGUGUCCAAAGGGAGCUGGUCGACUUGGUCCGGGUUUCACUAUUAAAUGCAACUAGAGCCAGAGCUCUUUAUGCUCAAGGUCUCUGUACUGUUGCUGAGCUGGCCAGAGCCACUGUAGAGAAUGUGGAGAAAGCACUGAGGAAUGCUGUUCCAUUUAAGAGCUCUAGACGUGCAGUGGACGAGAGUGAGUUUGAGGCAGCAGAGAGGAGAAGUCUGCGGUGUGUCUGGGUGACCGGUGGACGGGCCUUGACUGAACAGGAAGCUGCAGUAGAGAUCAUCUCUGAGGCACAGAUUCUUCUUCAGGAAGACCUGGCACAGUUAGGAAUUCAAUGGGACCCUUCAAUAUGUCCUCCUAUAAUCCCUGAAAACCAAAAGGACAGCAUGGACUCCUCUGAUAGUUCCUCUGAAUCACUAAUUGGCUCAUGUGAAAUAGAUGUAAAGAACGUCACCGAACAACCUAAUGAGGGCGGGGUUGAUAAAAAUACAAAAACACAAGCGGAGGAUGACAAUGGAAACCCAAUUGCAAUAGAAGAAACAAAAAAAGAAAAUGUAGAUGAAAUCAAAACUGAAAUUCACGCCACAUUAAAGACACAACCCGUACCUGAAAGGAGCCUGACACAAGAAUUAUCAGACAUCGUAUCAAGCCCAUCAAUUCAAGCUGUGCCCAAAGUCAUUCAGCCAUCACCAUCUUCACCUAUGCCCCCACCCCGUUUCAGACCGCUGGGAUUCAGAUCUGAACAAAGGGAUUUUGAUGGGACAUCCACAAGUGAUGGAUCCAGAGUUAAUGGACAGUCACCUCCUCGGCCAGGCAGACUUCAGCACUCUAUGGUUCUAAGUAAAGUCCUCAACUCCAUACAAACAAAAGACACGUCACUCAAACAACUGAAUGUGGCAGAGUCUUGUAUGAUUCCAAGUGCUCCUCCAGAUACCAAGCAAGAAAACACAAAUGAAGAAAGGCAAAAUGAAUCACCAGGAUCAGUUCCUCUAUUCUCCCCAGAGGCAAAAAGACGAAGAUUAGCAAGUGAAGAUAAGUUUUCAUCCCCAGAGCUUUAUGCAAGUAAAGAAGAGGUGAAAAGUGGCAAUGAGAGUUUUGGGGACAGCUUUGAGUUGGACACUCAGACAGAAAGAAUCAUGGCACAGCAAAACCACCAAUACAGAACUGAGAAUGACAAAGAGGAGUCUAAAACGGUAGAAGGAGACGAGGUGGAAGAAGAUUCAGAUGAAGUUGAAAAGGGACAAAAUGAAGCCAGAACUGCUACAGACAAAGAAGUAGCCGUAUUUGCUUCUUCUCUCACAGAUAGCCAGAUGGAACUCAUCCUUGACACCAGCAAUCAGAUCUAUCCAGCAAACAAUGUGGCUCAUAAUCAAAUUAAAGGAGGUUUAGUGGAAGAAAUGAACUUGGGAAGAGACUCGUCCACAUCAGACAGUCCUAACAGAAGCAGUAGUUUUAUAUUUGACAGUUUAUAUGAUAGUUCACUUUUGGCGUGCUUGAGCCCAAACAAUGGGGAAAACCAAUCGGAUGAUGAGAAGGCAGAAACAGCUGAACAAGGGUGUCCACUACCAUCAACACAGGACCGAAGGCGCAGUCAGGUCUUGGCGAAUCAGGAAGCAGAGCGGCAAGAAGCUGUCCAAUGGGGUGAAUCGUCUUUCAGUCUUUCUGAAUGGGGAGACUCUUUAUUAGUUGGUGAGCACUUCCUGGAAAGGCAGAGUCAACUUCGUCAAAAGGAAAAGACUAAAGCGCCUAAUGCUGACAAACCAUCUGAUUUGCCACAAAACACAACGGAACAGGAGGACAAAAAUCCACAGAGUACCAAAGGAAACGAGGAAAAACUAGGACAUGUGGUUACCAGACAAAACAACAUGGAGGUUAAGUAUCUGUCAGAACAAAACAACAUGGAAGUAGAUGCAUUGCCUCAACAAUGUCUCCAACAGGAAUCUGAAAAUAUUUUUUUCUGCAGUCCUGGUGUCCAAGAGAUCUUUGACCGUUGGCCUAGUAUGACAGAACAGACUGAGCAGAAAACCUCAACAGGUACUCACACCGUGUACAACUCCAAAAGGACUUCUCAAAAUGCUGCAGUUACAUCCAAGGUCGUCACAGAUAAGAAAGACAAUGCUGUUGACCUGGUUCCUCCUACUCAACCAACAGCGCCAGUCACACCAAGAGUCAAACUGACCACUUCUUCUGUGCAUUCGCCUCUUACUACUCAGCCACUCAAUCAAUCAACUCCCACAAAUUUGCUACCGGUAAAAACAAGAGUCUCGAAAUGUCCCACUUCUCACGCAAAGGCCAUCAGAAAACCUGUAACGGUCAUAAAUCAUCAACAAAAAACUAAAAGUGUCCCCGAGUCUGCUCCUACUUCAAAUGCUGACCCCCAGAGCGAUGCUGCGUUGUCCUCUGUGCAAUCAAAGUCUCCCUCUGACUUGGAAAACUGUGAGAUUGAUGAAGGAUUUAGUUUGCAGUUGUCCCAGGAUGCUAGCCCCACUUCAAGUAACCCCGGGACAUUCUCCAUCAUUGACGUUGCGAGUGACAAGCGUCUAUUCGAUACCUUUAUAAGUGAAUGGAAAACAAAAGGAAGAUAUUCUCUGAGUUUGGCUUGUGAGAAGAGGCCACACCAACUGGAGCAGCUUGAAACAGGGAUAGGAGCAAGGCAUAAGAGAGGUAAAGGAACAGCAGCUCCUCAUAAAUCCAGUCUGGAGAAUGGUUUUCCAAUCAGAAACAGUGAAGGACAUGUGCUUAUGGGGCUGUCGGUCUGUUGGGGGGCAAAAGAUGCUUUCUACAUAUCAUUUCAGAGAGAGCAGGGCCAAGGCCUCAGCUCCAGUUUGGCCCCUCCUGCACUGGAUGAGGCGCUGACAGUCACUGAGAGACUGAAGCAAGUGAAGCUGUGUCUGGAAACGAUAUCAGAUACAUCGAGAAGAAGUACCGCAAUUGUGUAUGACGUCAUUGAGGUGUACAAAACCCUCGUAUUGAGUUGUGGCGUUAGCUUGGAGAUGAACUGUGAAGACCCCAAGGUUGCAUGCUGGCUGCUAGACCCAGGCAGUGAAGAACGAAUUCUACACAAUAUGGUUACAGUCUAUUGCCCCGAAGAGCUCCCUCUGCUUGAAGGACUUGGAAGUGCACAUACGUACUGUCCCCGUGUCAGGGCAGCGACUGAGAGCGUCCUCCUUUAUGCUCUCAUGAACCACUUGACUGGGUUGCUAGAGAAAGGCGGCAUACUAGACUUUUUCACAAGAGUUGAGAUGCCAUCCCAACUUUGUCUCGCUCUGUUGGAAUUAAACGGAGUGGGUUUCAGUGUAGAAGAAUGUGAGAGACAAAAACACGUCAUGCAAGCCAAACUCACAGCUCUUGAGUCGCAGGCAUACAGUCUGGCGGGGCAUAGCUUCUCUUUAACGAGCAUCGAUGACAUAGCACAGGUGUUGUAUUUUGAACUCCAUCUGCCUCCUAAUGGCGACAUUGGGGCCUCAAAAUCCAAGAAGACUCUGGGUUACACCAGGAGAGGGGGCAAAGUGCGACUUGGGAAGCAGUUUAGCACCACCAAGGAUGUUUUGGAGAAACUGCGCCCCCUGCAUCCUUUACCUGGUAUAAUCCUUGAGUGGAGAAGAAUCACUAAUGCUUUGACCAAAGUGGUGUUUCCACUUCAGAGAGAAAAGCGGCACCAUUCUGGGCUGGCUAUGGACAGGAUUUACCCCACAGCACAGACGCACACAGCCACAGGUAGAGUGAGUUUCACUGAGCCCAACAUACAAAAUGUUCCAAAAGAUUUUGAGAUCCACAUGCCCACAGUUGUGGGUGAGAGUCCUCCUUCACAAGAGAAAUGCCACUUAAUCACCAAACCAGGGAAAAAGAGACGCUCUGUUGUAGCUUCUGCAGCAGCCGGUAGUGCAGACAAAGGGCCUGCGUUCUCAGUCAGCAUGAGACAUGCUUUUGUGCCUUUUUCAGGUGGAAUGAUAUUAGCAGCUGAUUAUUCCCAAUUGGAGUUAAGAGUUUUGGCUCAUCUUUCAAAGGAUCACAGACUUAUUCAGGUGCUUAAUGGAGGAGCAGAUGUGUUUCGCUGCAUUGCAGCCGAAUGGAAAAGUGUUGAUCCUGAGAGUGUAAAUGACAACUUGAGACAACAGGCAAAGCAGAUUUGCUAUGGCAUUAUUUAUGGAAUGGGUGCAAAGUCUUUGGGGGAGCAGAUGGGAGUGGAGGAGGAUGACGCAGCAUUCUACAUUGAGAGCUUUAAAUCAAGAUACAAAGGGAUUAAUGCCUUUCUGAAGGAGACUGUGAAGAACUGUGUGAAGAAUGGUUAUGUUCAAACCCUGAUGGGCCGUAGGAGGUACCUGCCUGGAAUCACAAAUGCAAAUGUACACGUCAAAUCACAUGCUGAGAGACAGGCGGUCAACACAACUGUUCAAGGUUCAGCUGCCGACAUUGUCAAACUCGCCACCGUCAAUAUCGAGAAACAACUGAGGAAAACCUACCCUACGGCGCCUUUGUCCCACCAGCACGUCCCCUCAGAAAAAACACAACGCCGGAUUACUACAUCCCAAAGACGAGGUGCUUAUUUUGUCCUACAGCUGCAUGAUGAACUUAUUUAUGAAACUUCAGAAGAAAACCUUAUACAGGUUGCUCACACAGUCAAGAAAGAGAUGGAGUGUGCAGUAAAACUAUAUGUAAAACUUAAGGCUAAAGUCAAAGUGGGACCAAGUUGGGGUAAUUUACAAGAUCUAGAUAUUUAAUAAGUAUGUAUUGUCAUGUAAAUAGGAUAUGAACUUGGAUUUUAAAUUAUAAACGCUAACUAUGAAAUGUACAUAAAUUGAUUGUAACGAGACACUGAUGAAGUGUUAGCUAUUUAUAAA